Scheffersomyces amazonensis is the source of this 1253-nucleotide messenger RNA. RefSeq names its product protein transporter YIF1. The record is from RefSeq and is a predicted model, not a curated record. Bases 140 to 1081 code for a protein of 313 amino acids. Gene Ontology annotation, biological process: endoplasmic reticulum to Golgi vesicle-mediated transport. Gene Ontology annotation, cellular component: endoplasmic reticulum membrane; Golgi membrane; endoplasmic reticulum-Golgi intermediate compartment. The transcript has a single exon. NCBI's taxonomy places the organism in Eukaryota, Fungi, Ascomycota, Pichiomycetes, Serinales, Debaryomycetaceae.
GUCUAUGUCCAGGGCUCGAGAACAAUCAGUGAGUGUCUGUGUCUGAUUUUUUUUUCUUUCAACUACGAUAACAUUAACAUUAACAGAACACAUAGUAAAAAUAUAAAGGACACAGUAGACAUUAGACAAUAUAGACAAGAUGUAUAAUCCUUAUGGGAAUGCAGCUGAACAACAACAACAACAGCAACAACGUCAAUUUGUAGGACAACAAAAUUUACAACAUCCUCAACCUCAACAUGCCGCUUUCCAACCACCACCACAACAAUUUAAUGGAGUUGCACCAACACAAGGUGGAUCAACAGCAUAUACAUCAUUUUUAAAUGAUCCAGCUGCUUCAUUGGCUACCCAAUUUGCUAGAAGUGGAUUUGAACAAUCUAAUCAAUAUAUUCAACAAAAUUUUGGACAAUUUCUUCCCACCACUACUAAUGAUUUAAAAUAUUAUUUUCAAGUUAGUAAUUCAUAUGUUGUUAAAAAAUUAUUCUUAAUUUUAUUUCCUUAUAGAAAUAAGAAUUGGAAUCGAUUAAAUUUACAAGAUGCUACUGGAGAUAGUUCAUCACCAAAUUCUCAACAAUAUGCUCCACCAAAUUUAGAUGUUAAUGCUCCAGAUUUAUAUAUUCCAUUAAUGUCAUUUGUUACAUAUAUAUUAUUAUGGGCAGCAUUUCAAGGGUUAAAGGGAGAUUUUCAUCCUCAAUUAUUUGGAUAUUUAUCAUCUCAAACUCUUGCAUUUUCAUUUCUUGAUAUUUCAAUAUUUAAAAUUGGAUUAUAUUUAUUAAAUUGUUCAUCUCAAGCUUCAUUAUGGGAUUUAGUAGGAUUUUCAGGUUAUAAAUAUGUUGCAAUUAUUGUUUUAUUAUGUUGGAAACAUCUUAUAAGUGAUGGAUGGUUAACUUAUUAUCCUAUAGUACUUUUAUUAAUUGCAAAUUUAGCAGUAUUCCUUAUGAGAUCUUUAAGAUUUAUAAUUUUACCAAAUUUAACUUCCGGUACAACGACAAUUACUGUUAAACAAAGAAGAAUUCGAGUACAAUUUUUAUUUAUAUAUUCGGUGAUUAUUCAGGGGUUAAUUAUUUUAUUUAUGAGUAGAUAGUACAGUCUACAUAUACAUCAUACAAUGUGUAUAAUAUAGAUAAUAUAUACAAUAUAUAUACAAUAUAUACAAUAUAUAUAUAUAAUAUAAUAUAUAACAUAUAAUUCUAAUAUAGUAGUAGUAGUCGUCUAUAGUGGUGUUUAGCCACAUGCACGACAUAUGCAACUCAUUA